UUAGAACCCAAUACAGACUUGACUGUACCAUCAUCUGCUCCUACAACAACAACAGCCUGCAAUGAUAGCCCCAGUGCCAACUGUUCUCUCUACAACGCCACGGUAAUAUGUGAUCUACAUGGUGCAUAUUACCUAUGGGCAAGGAAACAUUGUCCACUUUUCUGUGGAUUUUGCCACGUUGUUACAUGCAAUGAUAACCCAAGUGCUAACUGUGCUCUUUAUAAUUCAACUGCGAUUUGUGAUGUGAAUGGUGCGUACUAUGCUUGGGCCAGAGAGAAUUGUGCGAAGACGUGUGGAUAUUGUAAAGUUGCACCAACCCAAGGAAACACUAGAUCCACCACUGAAGUUUCUAGUUUUGUUGUCCCUGAAGCUUGUAGAGAUACUUUGAAUUGUAAAGUAUACAAUUCGGCAAAGAUAUGCAACAAAACUGGAAUAUACUUUCCAUGGGCAAAGACGAAUUGUCCGCUGUACUGUGGAUUCUGUCAAGCACCGACAAUUACAGUAGUGUGCCAGGACAAACUUUCUAACUGUGACGAAUAUCAGAGUACUUUAUGUACCGAGCCUCUAUAUCGUUUAUGGAGGGAAGAAAACUGCAGAAAAUUUUGUGGUAUUUGCACAGGGACUGAUUUUGUGAUAGACCCUUCUUCAUUGCUUGGAUGAUAUCUAUAGAAAGAGUU
Molecule: messenger RNA, 677 nt
Organism: Saccostrea echinata
Lineage: Eukaryota; Metazoa; Mollusca; Bivalvia; Ostreida; Ostreidae
Exons: 7
Source: RefSeq, a predicted model, not a curated record